This is a messenger RNA of Artibeus jamaicensis (Jamaican fruit-eating bat), 1353 nucleotides long. RefSeq lists its product as uncharacterized. NCBI's taxonomy places the organism in Eukaryota, Metazoa, Chordata, Mammalia, Chiroptera, Phyllostomidae. Gene Ontology annotation, molecular function: methyltransferase activity. Bases 441 to 1211 code for a protein of 256 amino acids. The transcript has 8 exons. The record is from RefSeq and is a predicted model, not a curated record.
CAGAGGCAGGCUGUUGGGCAAAGAUAAUGGGCACUGUGGAGGCUUAGUGUGAGGUCAUUUGCCUUCCAUGAGUUCUCUACUCUGCUACUGGGCAGGUCGAAAGGGGCACGUCUCAUCCUUAGGCAGGUUCACAGUCUCGGUCGGGAUUGGGUACGCUAAUAUUAAGUGCACAGUUUGUGAUUCCCCUGAAGACAUCAGACAAGCCGCUAGAGGCUCCUUGUGCCUAACCUUUUAGUGAAGGGAGCGGCCGGGGGUGGGGGCGGGAAUUAGCCUCCCUCUCCGCGUUACUCACACAAACUUGCGACGGACAGUAGGGAGCUACCUGAAAAAGCACUUUGCAAGAGAAGUUUUAAGCUAUAGAACUGGAAGCUUUCACCCUACAGGCAAAAUCACCUGUAGUUGGAGAUUUUGACGAGUUCACUCAGGAUAAUAAUGACACUAUGUUGAAAAACAUAGCAGAAGAUCUUCGGAAUUGCUUACCUCUAGAAAGCAUGCUUCCCUCAGAACAUCUAGCCCUGCAAAAAAUACAGCAGCAGCCAGAACCCACAGUUCACGUUGAUGCAUUCCUUUACGAUGAAGACUUUAUUGAUUCAUUGUGUGAGGAAGGAAAAAUGAGCAGAAACUACUGUAUGGUGUGUGGCUCACACCAGACAGCACCUUUAGGAUUUAUCUCUCAUUCCUUCUCUCUCAUGGAAUUGAAGUUCAUCUAUCAUCACGUACUCCCUGAUCUGUCGGGAAAGCUCGUGGUUGACGUUGGCUCCAGGCUUGGCACAGUCCUUUACGGGGGUUACCUUUACAGUUCAGCAUUGCAACUGUAUGGAGUAGAAUUGAAUGGAGACUUUUGCCAGUUGCAGGAAAUGAUCAUAGAAAAAUACCAGUUCGCUGACAGAAUAAAGGUACUUCAUGCAGACAUCUGUACCCAGGAUUCCCUUCUACAAAAUGCUGAUGUUGUUAUAAUGAAUAAUGUCUUCGAAUAUUUUCUUGAUGAGGCAGAACAGGCCAGAGCCUGGGAGUUCAUCAGCCAUAAUGUAAGGAAACAAGGAUCAUUAUUAGUGACAGUACCAAGUCUUGAAGAGUCUCUCUCAAGUCUUCAGGUUAAUAUACAGCUACCUUUCUGGGUUGAAGAGGUGCCACUGAACUAUGAUGUGUACCCAGAAAAGGACAUUGACAGGGAAGCUCUUGAACAAAUACACUUAUAUAAGAUUCUCUAGCACUAAAAGAGUCCUAUCUAAGUGUAAUGUUUUGUGAGUAUAUUAAAAAAUCAUGAAAAAGGCAUAUAAUUCCAGUACUCUUAACACAUAUUUUUUCUUUGUAUUUUUUUUAGCCUUUGUACAUGUUUACAUAUUUAUAAAU